Molecule: messenger RNA, 4033 nt
Organism: Ictalurus furcatus (blue catfish)
Lineage: Eukaryota; Metazoa; Chordata; Actinopteri; Siluriformes; Ictaluridae
Exons: 4
Coding region: 374-1099 (241 amino acids)
Biological process (GO): immune response
Cellular component (GO): membrane
Molecular function (GO): tumor necrosis factor receptor binding
Source: RefSeq, a predicted model, not a curated record
ACUGCUGAGUCAUGUCUUUUCACUCCAGAGGUUUCUGCUUAUCCGGUCUCUUGAAGAAGUGAAAAAAAGAAAAGAAAAAAAAUAUUUUGGCUGGCAGCCAUUCAGUCGUUCAGCAAUCUGGUAAAACAGCUCCAACAUUGCUGUGUGUGUGUGUGUGUGUGUGUGUGAGUGUGUGGGCCGAACAGGAAGCGCAGAACAAUUAAACCCGUGUGUGUCGAAGGAGAGAGAGAGCGAGAGAGAGAGAGUAAACGUGUCGAAGUUGUUUUGGGGCGUCAGGAGCUAAAAAAAACCCCACGCACACACCAUUAUAAAUAGUGGCGUGUGAGGAGAGGAUGUGAGCCUUGGUUGAGCUGGAUAUCUAAAGACCGAGCACAUGGACGGGAAAGAAGAGCGCGCAGACGCUCGCGAGUCUUACACCAUGCUCAUGGAGCUGGACGCGAUUGCGCGCAGCCACCGCACACUGCGACGCGAGCUCUGCAUCAGCCGCCUGCUCAUUUUUUGCCUCCUGAUCACCUGCAUGGUGGUUUGUGGUGUCACCUACAUCCAACAGGUUCCUGGAAGCAAGAAUAAUGAAACCGUGCACAAGGAAAAGGCCAACGAAACAAGGACAGAAUUCCUAACCGACGGCCAAGAAAACGACAUCAUCGACGCUCAGACGCCUCUCUUGGCUUCCCUGACCCUUGAAAAGAACUUUUACUCAGUUAGCGCCAACCUGACGUGGAAGAGUUAUCAUAGGUGCUUGGACGACUUCUCUUUGACGGACUCCGGCGAGUCUCUGCUCAUACCUCAAGAUGGCAAGUACAGACUCAGCCUGCUGAUAACGUACUGGGAACAAGACCCUCAGGAAGGGCAGUCUGUGCUGACUCACUUCAUCAAUAACUAUCCCAUCGGUAACAGCAAGCCCGUGACCAUUCUGUCCGUCUACGAAACCGUUUACAAGACCAGCACCUGGUAUAAAUCCAUGUUCUCCGAAGUCAUCCAUGUUUUCAACGAGGGCGACAGAGUCAAGGUGCGGAGCGAAAACGCCAGUCUCAUUGACAGUGCUGGACAACCGUCGACGAAAAACCUUCUCACAGUCCAGUUGCUUUCUAGAUUAUAGGACUUUUAAUGAACUCUUUAGCAAGAAGAUCAAGAAGAUCGAACACACACCACACAUAUACACUAAACCAGUGGUCCUCUUCCUUGAGAUCGACCUUCCUGCGGGUUUCACCUCCACAACCAAAAGAGAACGCACCUGUUGUAGUCGAGCGAGGACUUCGGGAAGGUAGAUCUCCAGGAACAGGGUUGGUGACCACAGCACCAAACGAAUCAAAGCUAACUAACAACUCCAACGUUGCAGAGUCUGAUUAGACGGGGGGGAACAAACUGUACUGUACUUUCUUGACCUUUUUCUGUUCUCGGCCAAUAGCAGGUGCUGUUAUUGUUCCAGCCAAGUGAAUUAUUUUGUAAUAUUUUAUCAUGCCUAAUAUUGUGGGUUGAAAAAAAAAAAAAAUAUAUAUAUAUAUAUAUAUAUAUAUAUAUAUAUAUAUUUAUGGUAGGCAUGAUACCCCAGAAGAUACACUGAAGGUACACGACCAGUAACCUGAGCUAAGGUAUAAUAAGUUCCAGCAUUAAAUAUUGUUCUAUAGAGCAACACUAACAUUAUAAAAACUAAACGGUUCAUGGUGCUAAACUAAACAAGUGCCAUUUAAGCUCCAGGACAUAUAUUAAAGGGAUAUUAAUCAACACAUUAAUCCGACUUUCACAAUAAAGCUAUGUUUAUGUUGUGACAAACCGCUCGAUGGGAUGGCGUAGAAGCGGCGUUAACGCAGGAAGCGGUGUACGGCUAGGACCUGGAGCUGCAGCCUGUUCACCGUCAAAAAUACGUCCAGAGGAAUGAAGAAAAAAAAAAUCAGUUCAGUGUAGAAUUUCUGUCGCAAUCAUACGAUCGAUGUCACCAUGUGUUUCACUAGACGGCUAGCUAGCCGUUAGAUGCUAGUUUAGUCGCUAGCUUUCGAAUUCAAAUACGGUUAGCACCGACACACUGAAAAGCUGAUCGGAAAAGCGUUCGACUUCCUGCUGGUAUUUACUCACCGAAAAAUAUUUAGUAUUGUAUUCUAGUAAAAAAAAAAAAAAAAAAAAAAAAAAAAGUUUUAAGCUGACGUGAGGCGACGACGUAAUCGUGACUUGGUGAACGAGACGUCUUUUUUUCAACGUGACGUACCCACUGCGAGUCAAAAGAACCAAAUCAGGGACGAUUUCAAUCUCUUUUAUUUUUUUAUUUAAUUUGAAACGUCGCAUUUUGUAUUUCAGUCGCUCCAGGGUUGUAGAGAUGAACGCAACGUCAAGCAGACUCCGUGAUAUUCAGAGAAUCCUGCGGGGGGGGGGGGGGUUUGUAUCAGAACUGCGGCGGAUUUUCCGCGGUUUCCGGCCGAGACGCGUCCUGUGGCGUGAUCGCGACGCGCAUCCGAACACGAGUACCGCUAAAAGGUCUCGUUCACCGACAAACAUCGCCGCGGAAGACCACGUCAAACAACUUCGCCGAUUCGACUAGUUUUCUGCACAAAAACAAACCGAAAGAGAUCUUUUUUUUCCCCCUUGCGUAUCGCCAACAUUAUUCACGGUAAACGUUCGACGCCAUUUUCCACGCUAGUGACAGAUAUGCUCAAAUCAAAACAUCGUCCACGUAUUUAUGAAUAAACAUCAGAAAGCUGAUCGGUACGCCGUUCGACCGCCUGCUAAUAUAAACAUUUCCUCGCCAUAAAAAACGUUUUUUUUUUUCGUUAAAAUAAACAUUCUGCAUCUUUUGCUACAUUCGAUCCCGCCUCCUGCGGUCAUGUGAAAAAUUUACUCUCUGUAAAAUAUGUGAUAAGUGGAAUAAGUACUAUAUAUAUCCAUAAUAUAUAAUCCAGAGUAUACGAUAUAAGAUCUUUAUAUAAUAAAGCUUUACAAACCUUUUUUUUUUUUAAAUAUAUAUCUCUUUGCGUUAUUGUAUAUUUAUGCAAGUUCCAUUUCUAUAGUUCUCCCACUGUUUUUAUAUAUAUAUAUAUAUCUCAUCUUACCAGUACAUAUGUCUGAAUACGAUCGAAUGUUUUUCUUAAUUUUUUAUUUUAUUUUGUUGUUGUUGUUGUUUUGUUUUACUGUCCUGAGAGAAAUUUGCAAUACUGUUUAAAAACACAAACAUUUAUUAUUCUGUAUUUUAUUAUUAUUAUUAUUAUUAUUAUUAUUAUCAUCAUCAUCAUCAUCGCUGUGUAUACUUUUAUUUGAUCGAAGUGGACAAUUACAGUAAGCAGAAAAGGUUGUAUGCUUUCUUUUAAAUAAAAAAAAAGCAAAUAUGCUAUUUUUUUUUCCCCCUGACAAAACUAGUCGUGUGAAUCAUCAGUUCUGCGUAAAUCGCUUCAUUACCUGCCUGGUUGGACACGUGUGAAGCAUGCUCUGCAUAUUUUGUCUGUUCAUGCUUGUCACUGCGCUUUCACACAGACAUUGAGAUCAUUUUUUUAUUUUAUUUAUUUUUUUUUUUUUACAAAUGUUUUGCUGUCAGGUAAAAAAAACCGAAAAAAAUUCCACUUGACGUGCCCCGAGUACUAGAACACGUUAUAAUCUAAUAAUCCAGCUAAAUGUGUUGUGACAUGUCUAUAUUUAAUCGUCAGAAUAGUCCUUUAGAGGAUUAACACGCAGGUAUUUUCGGACGUGACCUCAGACGUGACGACGGAAACUUAAGCGUGCGUUGCGUGAGAUGAGGUUUUUUUUUGUUUUUUUUUUAAGAAUAGGAUUAGAAAUAAUCCCAUUAAUAAAUCGCAUUUGAUUGGUACUUUCUCCGACCUAAAGGUCCCAAAAACAAAAAACGAAACAAAUUUAAAAAAAAAAAAACAAAAAAAAACGUGUAAGUGAUGUGGUUGAACAUUUUCUCUGUGAAUCUGUUCAGCGUAAAAUGACGCGACAUCGAUUCCGAAUUCAUAGCAGAAAUUCAGGCCUUGAAAAAUCCAUAAAAAAUUCAUAUCAAAUAAACAAUCAAGGUGUCGUAAUUUCAGGUAAAAAAAUAAAUAAAUAAAUA